AUGAAAUAUAUUUUGUUAUUGUUGACUAUUGGACUGAUUCAAGUAAAUGCUGUUAAUUGGGCAUUAUUAGUUUCAGGUUCAAAUGCAUUCUACAACUAUCGACAUUAAGCUGAUGUAUGUCAUUCAUACAAAACAUUAAUUAAAAAUGGUUAUUCUCCUGAAAAUGUGAUUGUGUUUGCAUAUGAUGAUAUAGCUUAGAACAGAUAAAACAUAUACAAAGGGGCUAUCUAUAAUUAACCUAAUAAAGAUGGAUUUUCAGACAAUGUUUAUGAUGGUUGUGUUAUAGAUUAUUCAAAGACUGAUGUCAACCCAACAAACUUCCUUAAUGUAUUAAAAGGAAAUUAUGAUCACUUACCUGAUGGUCACAAAUUCAUCAAUUCUACAAGAGAAGACAACAUUUUUAUUUAUUUUUCAGAUCAUGGAUCUCCUGGUUUAAUAGCUUUUCCCACAUCUUACCUUUAUGAAGAUGAAUUAAUGGAAACCUUUUAAUAUAUGUAUGAAAAUAAUAAAUACAAUAAACUUGUAUUCUAUUUGGAAACAUGUGAAUCUGGAUCAAUGUUUGUGAAUCUACCAAAAGAUCAUAGAAUUUAUGCAUUGUCAGCUGCUAAUCCAUAUGAAUCAUCUUGGGGAACAUAUUGUCCACCUGAUGAUAUUGUAAAUGGAAAGAGUCUUGGAACAUGUUUAGGAGAUGAAUUUUCAGUCACUUUCUUAGAAAAUGUUGAUCUUGCUGAUUUUUCAUAAUCACUUUAAGAACAUUUUGAAUUUAUUAGAGAUCAUACAUUGAAAUCAAAUGUUAUGUAGUGGGGAGAUGUCUCAUUUACAAGUGAUACAAUUAAAGAGUUCUUUUGGGGACAUAAAUUCCAAAAUAAUAGAAAGAUGUGCCCAAAAGAUGCCUAUUUCAUGAAUGAUGAAGUAUUUAAAUAUUAUAUAUAAUAUAGAAUGUCUCAAAAUGGGAUUCAAGAGAUAAUAAAUUGUUAUUCUAUUAAAAUAGAUUCAAUUAGACAGGUGAUUUGGAAGACUUUAUUGAAUUAGAGAAAGAAAUCAAAUCAAGAGCAUAUUUUGAUACUAUUGUAAAUAUUAUUGAUUUAUAUAGUUUGGUGAAUUGCAAUAAACAUUAAAAUUGACUGGAGAUUAUCAUUUUGCCUUAAAUUAGAACUGUCUUAAGUCUGUAAUUGGAGUAUUUGAAGAAAAAUGUACCAAAUUAACUGAUUACGGUCUUAAAUAUGUUAAAUUAUUUGGAGAGAUGUGUGAUAGCACAAACUUACUUCAAAUUCAAUUAAAUAUGAUAGUAUCAACUUUAUGUAUGACAGAAUGAUUUAUCUAUAUUAAUAACAAAAUAUUUCCAUAUUUUUAUUAUAACUAAUAUAGAGAAUAUAGACUUUGUGAAUAUUAAAUUAUUAUAAUAAAAAUUAACCUUGCAAUAUGUAUUUCAUAUACUUUAUCUUAGGCAAAGAAUAAAUUAAUAAGGACAAUCUAAGAAUUCUAAUCAGGAAUAAUAGCAUUUGAAUUCUAAUUAGUUAAAUCAAUAGUAAACAUAAACUGGUUAAGUAGUUGGAAUAGUGUAAAAUAAUAUUAAAAGCUUUGAAUAAGAAAUUAGUAAAGAAGAAGUAGAUGAAAGAGAUAUAAUGCAAAGUAGAUAAUUUUCAAUUUUUAGAAAAUCCAACUAAUAGAAACAACCUGCAAUUGUGUAAAUUAUUAUUUAAAAUUUUAGGAGAUAUAAAUCUCAAAUUGUAAAUUCAGAUGAUGAAUCAGAUGAUGAUAAAAAUAAAAUAAAAAAUGACAAAAAGGAUGAAGAUGAAGAUGAUGAGGAAGUAGAAGUAAAGGUAUGGACAGCAAAAAAGGCAACUACGGAUUAACCUAAGUAAGAUUAGAUUUAGUAAAUUCCUAUUAAAAAAGCAGAAGAUAUUGACAAUUUAAAGCCAUUAGAUUUUGAAGAGGUUUUAAAAUAGAGUUAGAUUAAUUUCAGUUUAAAUCGAUAAAACUUUUAAAGGGAUAAGUUAGUUAAUAAGUCUACAUUUGGAGCUGUAUUAAUUACUCAUGUUGAUUCUGAAGAUGAACAAUAAAAUAAAGAGGAACUUGCUGAUGAAGUAUUUUAAGAAAUUGGAACUAUACCUAAUUAAGAAAGUGAAUUAACAGCUGAAAAUAGAAUUAUGAUGAGUGUUAUGCAAACAAAGUUUACUUAAUCUAUAUAAAAAUAAUUGAAAUUGCAAUAGUCUUUAAAUAAUUCAUCCAAAAGUAAUUAAUAAGAUGAUAUAUUCAAAUCAAAAAUUAUUUUUAUAAAUUAGACACCAGUUAUUGUAAGAGAAGAUGAUCUUUAUAUUAGUAAAAUUAGAAAAAUUUAAAAUUACUUUAGAUUUGUUAAACCUUAUAAAAGAAUUAAAAAAUAACAUAGAUAUAGAGUAAAUGUUAUAAAUGAAUUAAUAUAAACAGAAAAGAAAUAUGUUUCUGAUCUUAAUGUUAUCAAAGAGCAUAUUUAAGCACCUCUUUUAAAAUUAUUAGAUAAUCAAGAUCAUGUGAAAUUUAUGUUUAAUUUGGAUAGUAUAUAUUAUUUUAACUUUGAAUUUUUGAAAAUUCUUUAAAACAAAGAGAAAGAUUUUAAAGAGAAACCUUAUGCAAAAAUUAUGGAUGAAAUUACUGUAUUAUUGCCAGGUUUCAAAUUUUAUUAUGAUUAUUGUAAAGAAUUUGAUGCAUCUAAAAAAAUGAGAGAUAACUAUUUUAGCACAAAUUAAAUCUAUAAAAAGUUUUUCAUUGAUCUCUAACAAAAAAAAAUUAAUUAACUUAAAAAUUAAGAUGUGGAAAGCUAUUUGAUUAAACCUGUUUAGAGAUUACCUAAAUAUAUAUUAUUAUAUAAAGAUUUAUUAAAACAUACUAAUAAAGAUCAUCCAGAUUAUUAAAAUAUAGAAAAAUGUUUGAUCAUUUUUGAAGAAAUUAAUGAUAAAAAUAAUAAUGAAAUGAAAAUUUAUUUAGAAUAAUUAAAAUUAAUAGAAUUGUAAAAUUAAUUUAGUCAAUAUGUAAAAAUUGCUGAACCUAAUAGAGUAUAUUGUUUUGAAGAGUUUUGCACUAUUUAUACAGAUAAAAAAGAGAAUAAUAUUAUUUUGUAUGCAUUUAAUAAUCUUUUAUUAUUUGCCUAAAAAAAAUAAAAUGGAUAAUAAAUCUACUCUUUUCAUAUUAAUAUAAGUUAUCAGUCUUAUGUAAAAGAUAAAGAAAAUACAAAUUAUUUUGAACACUUUUUUGAAGUUGUUAAUAAGACUGAAUCUAUUAUUAUUAUUAAUCAAGAUAAGGAAUCAAAAAUAUAAUUAAUGAAUAAAAUUUAAGAUAUAAUAUAAUAGUUAAAACAAAAACAAAUGGAUAUGGAAAUUAUAAGAAAGACUAAAAGUUCUAUAAUUGAAGCUGGUGAUUAUUAAAAAGAAUAAAAAUAAUAAGAAUUUGAUUAUGAAAUAAAAGUGAUUAUUAUUGGAACAGAAAUUAGAAAUACAAAAUCAAAUCCUUAUACAGUUUAUGUUGUAUAAAUAUACAUUUCAGAAUAUCAAACUAAGAUUUUUGUAAGAUAUAGUUAAAUUGUUUCUUUAUAAUCAAUUGUAAAUAAAUUUGAUUCAACUUUAAAAGUACCAGUAUUUACAACAUUAAAUUGGUUUCAUUCAAUUGAUUCAAAAGUAAUAGAAGAAAGAAAAUUAUUAAUUGAAAAAUUCUUAUCAUCUGUGUUGAAUUCUACUAAAUGUUAAAAUUCUAUUGAAUAUUAAAAAUAGAUUUUAGAAUUAUUAAGUUUGAAUUAGGAUUUCUUUUAGAUUCCUAAAAAAAAGAAUAUGGCUUCUUAAAUUAAAACAGGAGAGGAAGACAUGAUGAAAAUGAUAUUAUAGAGUUAAUUUUCUAAUGGUAUUAAACCUAAUCUACUUUAAUCAAUGAUAAUGAAUAGACAAUCAACAAAUAUACUAUAAGCAGCAAAAGCAUAAGCAUAGAGAUCAAGUCUAAUGAAUAUGGAAUAAGAUAAAUCAGUAGUAAUUGGAUAGAAUGCUACAAAAUCACCAUAUUUUAUAGAUGUAAGUCUAAUGGAUGGUAGAACAAUUGCAGUUGGAUUUUAAAAGUAAACCUUAACAUUAUUUAUUAAAAAUGAAGUUGCAAAAGUUGUUGGAUUAAAAUAAUGGUUAGAUUUUAGAUUAUUUAUUGUUGAUUAAAAUAAAGAUUAAAGAGUUAUAGAUGAUGAUGAAACAAUGUCAUCAAUAUUAGAUGCUCAUACAAAUUAAAAUAAAGGUUUGAUGAAUGCAUUUAAAAAGUUAUUUACUUAUGAAUAAAAAUUCUAAUUUAUAUUUAGAAAAUAUUUCUAUUUAUCUUGGAAAUAAGAGGAAGCUGAUCUUAAAUAGGAUGAAUAAAGAUUAAGAUAUAUUGUAUAUGAUUUAAUUUGGGAAAUAAGAAAUGAAAAAUUUUAAUUUAAUUUCAAUGAAUAUUGUUUAAUAUCUGCAUUAUUCUACUAUUCUACAAAUACAAGUCAAGAUUAACUUUCAACACUUUUAACUAAAACAAUACCAAAGAUUAUUUUAAAAAGCAAAAAAGAAGAAGUUUGGCUUAAAGAAGUUGUUAAUAAUAUCAAUAAUUUAUAAUAAUAAUUAAAAUAAGUUUAAAAAGAGAAUUAAUCAUAAAUUAAUAAAAAUAAAAAAUUAAAUACUUCUAUAUCAGGAUUAGCAUAAUUAAUGAUUAUGAAUUUCUUUAAAAAUAAUUUGCUUUUUGGAAUGUCAUCAUUUUUUGUUGAAUGUGAUAAAGGGACUAUACAAUUAAUUUAAAAACAUUUUAAUCUUAAAAUUAAGAGUAAUAUCUUUAUUGGAUUAAAUUAUAAUGGAUUUCAUAUUUUGAAACCAGAAAAUAAGGCAUUAAUAUUUACAUGUCAUUAUUAAAAGUUAUCCGAGAUGAAGGCUUGUACAACAGAAUUUUGUUGUACUAUUGACAAGGCUAAAUUAACCUUUAAAACUUAAUUUCCUUUUGAAGUAAAUUAUUUAAUUUAUUUUAUUAGAUAAAAUCAUUGAUAUAGGAGUAUUUAUAAUUAUAAGAAUUCACAAAAUAAUUAACUUAUGGUAUCAACUGA
Molecule: messenger RNA, 5074 nt
Organism: Paramecium pentaurelia
Lineage: Eukaryota; Ciliophora; Oligohymenophorea; Peniculida; Parameciidae
Source: the annotation of a GenBank genome assembly